Schistocerca piceifrons (Central American locust) is the source of this 5386-nucleotide messenger RNA. RefSeq names its product homeotic protein Sex combs reduced-like. Gene Ontology annotation, biological process: regulation of transcription by RNA polymerase II; anterior/posterior pattern specification. Gene Ontology annotation, molecular function: DNA-binding transcription factor activity, RNA polymerase II-specific; RNA polymerase II cis-regulatory region sequence-specific DNA binding. The coding region runs from base 1995 to 3374 and encodes 459 amino acids. Gene Ontology annotation, cellular component: nucleus. Lineage: Eukaryota; Metazoa; Arthropoda; Insecta; Orthoptera; Acrididae. The record is from RefSeq and is a predicted model, not a curated record. The transcript is spliced from 4 exons.
GAGAAGAAACACCGACAGGGCGCGCACCGCCGUUCGGGACUUGCAAGGAACAGCGGAUCAACAGCAAGCGUUCGCCGCCUAGCGCCCUGUCACUUCCGGGACGGUCCGUCAACAUCGUCACACACGUCGCGGCGAUGACCGCCCGCCCGAACUCUCCGAGCUUCGCUCCCGUCUCGGGAUGAAACUGCGGCGACUUUCCUGUCGCUAAGAAGUCGUCACCAGGGUGAUAAAUCGCCGUUGGCAGCCUCCUUCAGAGUUCUCCGGACGGGCCAGCCUACCUGCGGCACCGAUUGACAGGUGACAGCCUCGGAUCUGAGAACGUGGAGAGUGUAUUCUGACACGAAGCCAGCCCCAGAACACACGACAUCAGCACCUUCGGCGCAUCCACUUGGUCGGGAAACCUGCUCCACUGCGGACGUUGGACAUUUUACCCGAAGUCGACAUGGAGGACGAUGCGAGCGAUGUACGGAUCGCACAGCCGACUGAAGGACUUCCGAUCGAGGCUUGAUCGCUCUCGAAUUGCACGCAGCGCCGUACAACGUGUGUGUGGUGUCUUGCUCUCUGAAACUCUUGCAUCCGCCCGCCGGGAUCUGCGUAGCGCGGCAAAAGCAACAGUUGGCACAUUAUUAAUGGGACAAUACUGGCACGAUUCUCCACAGGUCUGACGCCAUCUGCCUGUUCAUCUACCGUGUGAAACUCCCCUACAGACCUCUACUAUAAAGUCAUAAGGUAGAGUCCGAUAGCUGUUCAGUAAUUAAUUUACGUAGUUGUGCCAGUGUCGAUAUUAUAUGGAAUUAAUCCAGAAGUAGUGCAGUAUAAAAAUUUGUCUAGCAGUAAUAUAGUCUGUGUACUGCUUUAGUGGAAAGUAGUAUAAAGUACUGUUUCUCAGGCGUCAGACGGCUGCUGACAUCUGAGGAAACUAGCGAUUACGUACUGCGUUAAAAAUAGCUCGCGGAAGGUCGCGCAGCAGUGUUGCAAAAAAACACACGCGAAAGACAGCAAUUUCGGAGCAACAGCAGUCGAAGCUGUUUGCGUCUUCCAACAGAGCUGCUCCUGGAUGGUAGUGUUCUUGAAAUCUGACGCGAAAGGUGACUUUUAAUCCGUGUGCUGAAUCGAAGUAAAUGUCAUUGUUUUACUUAGCAGUUUAACGAGUAAAUAGAAGACAGACGAGCUUGUUUCGUAUGCAGUGAGAGUGGAAUGACGGAAGCGCACGAGUUACGAAGAUAAACCUGCUGCUGUCAAAACUGACGUCUUUGUCUAAACUGGUGUUUAAAAGUUGUCUGACAUUUGUUGUGCCAUAAAACAGGUGUAUCACUAGUAGCAGUGAAAACAAUUCGACGUAAUCUGACUACUUGUCUGUGCAGGGUAGUAGCGUAUUUUAGGGUAAAAAAAAAUAGUACACUGCCUGUGUCGGAAGGAAUAUUUCUCCUCGUGUGUCAACAGACCAGAACGGUGAAAUAUAUAUAUAGAAAGUGUGCCCUGGAGCGCAAGACACCUGUCGCGUUUAUCGGGAGAUAUAACUGUCGGAGCAACUUGGCAGCAGGUCCGGGAGAAGACGAGAAGAAACGAAGAGAGCGGCGGUGAAGACGACGACGACGACGCGCGGUGACCACGCUACUCGGCCGUCAGCUGUUUUCCAGGGACGCUUCCAGCUCCAGAAGAAGGGGGAGCGGCCGGCGAGAGGGAAAAUUUACGACCCACCGGGCGAUCAAUUAUUGUCCGCGACUGGAGGCCAGCCCUACGUGCGUGCGUGCGUGCGCCGCUGCGUAGCGCUUCCAGCACGCGCCGCGCCGCUGCCAGGCGACGGGAAAAGCGGAAAAUUGCGCCCAGGGGCGUGAUGGGCGCCCGAUGAGCGACGCCGUAACUGGUGUGGAGACGGCGUGAGAGCAGCGGACAGCACCCAAGUCCAGCCACCUCUCCCCAGCGCGGGACCCUCGGCAGCCACCGCCUCGACCAUUGAUCCCCAACAGUGCAACCCGGCGUACGCCGCCGCCAUGAGUUCCUACCAGUUCGUCAACUCGCUGGCGUCCUGCUACGCAGCGCCGCAGCAGCAGCAACAGCAGCAGCAGCCGCCUUCGCAGCAGCCGCCCCCGCAGGCGCCGGGCGGCGGGGGCGGGCGUCCCGGUCUGGCGUCCCCCGGGGGCGGCCAGGACUACUACGCCCCCAGCGCCGCCGCCGCCUACCCGCCGGCGUGCUACUCGCCCCAGCAACAACAACAACAGCAGCAGCAGCAGCACCAUUACGGACAGUACGGGGGCGGAGGGCCGGCCGCGCUGCAGAACGGCGGCGGGGGCGGCGCCGGGGGCAGUGCCGCCGCCGCCGCGGCUGCAGCGGCCGCCGCCGCUAUGAUCGACUACACGCAGCUGCACCCGUCGCACCAGCAGCGGCUGGCGCCGGCGCAGAUGCACCACCAGCACCACGCGGCGCACCACCAUCACCACCACCACCCGCAGCAGCACCACGCGUCGCCGCCGGGCGCCGUGACGCCGCCGCUGGUGGGCGUGGUGCCGCCCCCGGCGCUGCUCGCGUCCGCCGCCUCCCAGCAACAGCAGCAGCAGGGCACGCAGCAGGCGGCCAGCUGCAAGUACGCCGACACCGCCGCCGCCGCCGCCGCCCCCGCGGCCUCGGGUGGCUCCUCCGGCGCCGGGGGCGGCGUCGCGUCGCCGCAGGACCUCAGCACGGGCUCCGGCCGCUGCAGCCCGCCGGGCGUCAAGGUCAUCCCCUCGCCCGCGACUCCGGGCUCCGCCUCCGCGGCGGCUAGGGGCGGCGCCUCCCCGGGGGCGGCGUCCGCCUCCGGCGCGGGGGCGGCCGUCUCUCAGAGCUCCUCGUCGCCGGCGUCCAGCACGUCGUCCACCUCCAGCAACGCUAACGCCGCGGGAGGCGGGAGCGGCGCCGGGGGCGGCGGUGCGUCCGGUGCCGGGGGCGGCAAGCAGGGCUCUGGCGCUGGCAGCGCCUCCAGUGGGACCGCGGCGGCUGCCACAACUAAUCCUCCGCAGAUCUACCCCUGGAUGAAGAGGGUGCACCUCGGGCAGAGCACCGUGAAUGCCAAUGGGGAGACGAAGCGGCAGCGCACGUCGUACACGCGCUACCAGACGCUGGAGCUGGAAAAGGAGUUCCACUUCAACCGCUACCUGACGCGCCGCCGGCGCAUCGAGAUCGCGCACGCGCUCUGCCUGACCGAGCGCCAGAUCAAGAUCUGGUUCCAGAACCGGCGUAUGAAGUGGAAGAAGGAGCACAAGAUGGCCAGUAUGUCUGCCGGCGAUUUCCACCUGGCGUCACUCCAGGAUGAAGGCUACGCGUUCCACCAGGCGAUGGGCAUGGGGGUGGGUCCCAUGCAGAGAGGCCUGUACGCGUGCGGCAGCCCCUACAGUUAGUGGGAGUGGCAGCACUGGGGCCAACAACAGUAGUAGCACUGCACAAGCGGCCGGUGGCAGCGCCUGCUGCGAGGCGCCGCGCCGCGUCUCGAGUGGCAGGCCUGUCUCACGGACACUGCUGCCAACCCAGCGGCGAGAAAGGAACUGCACUUCCCCCAGUUGCACGGUUUUCCCUCUUCUAGCACAAACGACACACACGACACUAAUGUACGAUUGUCUGAAGAGGAAAAAAUCUGUGGGGUUGACAGCACUCCCUUCUCUUUACCUUUAUUUUGCCACAAAAAAAGGAAAAGCGCUUUGGGAAGGCCAGUGUCUACAUUGAUGGAUCAUCAGUUGUGCAGUGAUAAAAAGACAACUCUACUACUAUUUUGGCUUCAGUGUAGCCGAAGCAAAUUACUUGAGUCUCAUUAGAGAAAUCAGAAACAAAAAAACAUUUUAUGUACUUUUGAUGCAGCGCAGUAUUUCGUGAAUCCACCGUAUUUAACUUAUAGGGUGAUUAAAAGUGAUCUAUCAUCCACCAAUAGGCAUCAAAAAUUUCAAAACACAGCAAAAAUCGCUCUACAACCACAUGAUUAAACCAUUUGUCAGCAAACUCCACAGAAUAUAUUAGAAUUGAUUCUGUAAGUGACAUUUAUAUAUGCAAAAGAUACGUCUGCAGAGGUGUACAGUAUUUCACAACCAACUAUUUUCCAUUCAUAAAAAACUUAAAGCAUCACUCAAACUCAAGAUCCAAUGUAAAUUGCAGUGCAGUGGUAAAUUUUGGACACUAUCCUGGUGUAACAAAUUAUUAAAAUAAAAUUAAUAUCCAGAGGUGGUUGAGUAAGUCUGAUGCGGUUUCUGCAAUAUUGCAAUGAUCACUGUGACAGCUUGAAACAAUCUAAGUAUUAUGUACAGUGAAACAUGAAGACGUGUUUAAUUUUCAAGUGGACAGUGAGAUAUUUGAAAUAUAGUUUACUUUGUACAUAAAAUGAAGCUGUGGAACAGUUAGAUACCUGAAUAUGAGCAGUUAACUUAUUGCCUGAUACCCUGAUAUUGUAUUGAUAAAAUAUUUACUCUAGUAUAAAUAUGCAAAAUAUUUAUUUUAACGUUUAUGUGAAAAAGUCAGAAAUGACAGAGAAUUUACUGUAUAUUAUUCAUGAGCACGGAAUGCUGCCACUAAAUACCUAUAGCAAAUAAAUGUUUCCAUUCCAUUCAGGCAAAUGCUACUCUGUUCUGUGCCAUGGCUGUUGAUGUCAAGCGUUCAUUCAACAAGUACUUUUUAUAGUUCAAUUAAGGACUGUGGCUGAUGUUUUCUAUCUCCUUUGCUUUCAUUGAAUUGUCUCAUUAAUUAGAAAAAAUACAUAUAUUUCACAAUGCUCUGUCACUACAUACUUUAAGAAUACUGCAUUGUUUAUAGAAUAAAGCUAUAAAGCUCGUAUAUCGUCUAGAAAAAGAUUUGUCUUCUUGGCACUUAAUAUUCUCUUCUAUUAAACAGUCUUAAUCAGAAGGACCCAAUACUGAGACUUCUCUGCAUUAUAUUGAUCAGGAUUUAGGAUGAGGAGGAUAUGUGUCAAGAUGACAAACUUUUCGUAAUAAGCUUCAGCUGCUACUUGAAACAAAAAAAUAUUCAGUCACUGGCAGUGUCAUAAACAAUAUUUUAGAAUUUAAGGCAUACUCCUAAUUGAUAUUUGCUCCUGUAAAUCUCAUGUCAAUGUGAUGUGUAAUUAUUAAUUUGUAUGAUUGUUUAUAUUAUAAAUGUAUAAAUAUAAAAACCUUCUGUGUAUAUAAGUGGAAAAAACAACUCGAAACCGUCUGGUCUAUGAAUAUGUGAUUGAUGAUGCAUUACAGUGACUUCAUGUGUGGUGUAAUCUGAAAGCGUGUGUCGUGUAUGUGUGUCAAUAUAAAUAUGUCGAUACCUAGGUAAUGUGAAAAAAUCUUGGACAAAAAAAUGUAAAAUUAAUAUAGAACUUGCAGUUACAAAGAGUUACUCUCUUAUGUGAAUCCUAAUUGAAUAAAUUAAACACUGUAUUCAA